Messenger RNA from Bolinopsis microptera, 2494 nucleotides. Its product is annotated as polyunsaturated fatty acid 5-lipoxygenase-like. The transcript has a single exon. Lineage: Eukaryota; Metazoa; Ctenophora; Tentaculata; Lobata; Bolinopsidae. Gene Ontology annotation, molecular function: metal ion binding; oxidoreductase activity, acting on single donors with incorporation of molecular oxygen, incorporation of two atoms of oxygen. The coding region runs from base 37 to 2295 and encodes 752 amino acids. The record is from RefSeq and is a predicted model, not a curated record. Gene Ontology annotation, biological process: lipid oxidation.
ACUUAUCCACUCAUGUUUACCACUUAGAUCUAAAAAAUGUCAACCGAGAAAGCCAUUGGUGAUGAGGUCCCGUACACCUUCAUCAUCCAGACUGGUUCAAGCUUCCCUGAUAAAAAGUACACGGAGAAAUGGGACGAUGGAACCAUGAUCUUGACAAUAAAUCCUGGUGCUGGCUCCACAGAAUCAAAAGAGGUCAGAGUCACAGAACUCUUCCCUAUGUGGACAGAGGGAGUCGUGACGGUGGACUUCUGGCUUCCUGCAGCCAUUGGAGUACCCAAGUUGUUGAAAGUAGAUUUAGAAGGUACAAUGUUUGGGAUUUUCAAAGACGCUUUGUACAUACGGGAGAUAUCCAUCCUCUACAACAGGGAUCUGUACCGCUUUCCUAUUAAGAACUUCCUCUAUCCACAUAGCGCAAGUUAUAACCCUACUGAACCCAGGGAGGGUUGUCCACCUCAUUUCCUUAUUCGAGAGGGAGCAGGCACUUUAAAGCAUCUAGAAACAGAGGAUUUCAUCAUUAAAGCAAGAAAUGAGGAUCUCAACAUGGUCAAAUCUAUGGUUAAAUGGAAUAAUGACGGAGAAGAUUCGACAGCUCCCGCUCUGCUCUUUCCUGGAACUUUGGAAGACAUGAAGGCUGCUGAUCUACCAAGAUUCCUUCAAUUUAGAGAUGCAACUCUUGAUGCGGGUGAGAAAAUGAGAAAACCCGGUGAAUCUACGGUUAUGAAAAAUGUCCUCAAAAACAUGGUGGCGCAAUUUUUCAAAACAUACAAGGUAAAGAAUUUUGAGUCCUUUGACCAGUACUGUACGUAUCUAAAAAAAACAGCAGACAACAUGGGAUGGGAAAAGUCAACGGUCCAUGAAACUCUGAAAAUGGCUAAAAUUUUCCGUCAAGAUGAAGAGUUCGGAAGACAAUUGCUUUGUGGCCCUAAUCCAUGGAUGGUAAGACAGGUGUCAUCCUUAGAGGGGAGGUGGUCAGAGUCAACAGUUCCUGACCACGCACCCGAGGGUAAAUCUCUUCAACAAAUUCUGGCAGAAGGCCACUUGUUCGAAGUCAGCUACUACGAUGACUUGAUCAACAUUCCACACGGUGGGAAAAUGAGCAAAUCACUGACCGGAACUGCACAAACAUGGUACAUGUGCCUUGCAGAAUGUCUCUUGUACCAGAGAAACGAUGGUAAGUUGGUUCCAGUCCUGAUACGAUUAGAGAACACGAAUGAUGGCGAACUUGCGACUUUUUGGUCUCCCCCGAAGCCAGAGACAACUGAUCUUGACCACCCCGAACACUUGGCUUGGCUUUGGGCUAAGAUGUGGUUCAGGAGUGCGGAUGUGAACCACCAUUCUCUGGUAACUCACUACGGUCGAGCUCACGCCACCAACGAGGUCUUCGCAGUUGCUAUCUACAGGAACCUUCCAAACGCACAUCCGAUAUUUAGGCUGCUUCAGCCUCACAUUCUGGGAGUCAUCGCCAUUAACUGCCAGGCACGUGAAAUAUUCCUGAAAGUUCCUGAAAGUAAUGCACUUGCUUGUGUUAUAUCAGCCGGGGACAACUACUGGCUGGCUUUCGACAACCACUACAAAACGUUCACUUACGAUGACCUGAUUGCACCGGAGGUUGUUAAAAAACGCGGCACCAAACACAUUCCUGAAUAUCUAUUUAGGGACGAUUACCUCUCUCACUGGGAGAUUAUCCAGGAAUACGUUGAGGAAAUCGUGAAUCUGACAUAUCCCUCUGAUGAAGACGUGACUCUGGACGCAGCGUUACAGAACCUUUUCGAAGAAGUUGUCAAAUUCGGCUUCCACGGAAUACCAAACAGUGCCGGUUUCCCAAGGGUUGUGAAAAAGAAAGAAAAGCUGACGGAAUACUUGACUGCAAUCAUCGUGAACAUGUCCACAUUUCAUGCAGCUGUGAAUUUCCAGGUCUUCCACUGUUUUGGGUACGUACCAAACAGUCCUUCCUGUAUGUCCCUUCCCCCUCCAAAACAAGGCGAUACCAUUACUAUGGACAAGAUAUUGAAAUCUCUGUCUGUACUCGAAAUCACAUUCUUCAUUUCGACCGUUUUCUUUGGACUUGGAACGUUUUCUCCCAUUGAAAACUUCUUUUUGGGUGAUCUCGGCGCAAACAGGCAGGGUAUGAUCGGAGAAAUUAUGACUAUUGCAGCGAACCAGGAAGCAUGUGUUCGGAGAUUGAUUGAGAAGAUGAGGCAGCUAAAGGAGAAGAUAGACGCCAGGAAUGUGGGUCGGUAUUUGAAGUAUGAUGUGUUGAGUCCCGUUAAUAUUCCUCUGGCUACUCAAGCUUAGUAAAACAGUUGGUUUUAGCACUAAGAUUUGAUUUUGAUUAAGGAAGGACCUUGGAACACUAUUAGUAUAAUUAGAGAAUCAGACCAUCUUUUUUUUUAUCUAAUGGAUGCAUGAUUUGUAAAUUUAGGAAAUAUACAUUUUUUAUACAGAACCAUUUAUUGACAAUGAUUUAUGAUUAUAUCCCAAAUUUUGAGUUAAC